AUGCCCAAAAUGAGAGUACUGGUACUCAUCGCUACACUGGCCACAAUCUCUCAUGCCUGCUUGACGACAGCCAAUCGAGCCUACAGUGCUGGCCCAUCCUACACCGCUCCACAACAAGGCUGUGGCGGCUGUUGUGCCCCAUCUCCGUGUGCCCAGGGAGCAGCUUUGGCAAGAGCUGCACCAAAUACCGCGCCAGCACAGCCCGUUGCUUCGAAUACUCCUCAUCAAUCUGUGCUUCAAUAUCUUCUCGGUUCGAAGGUUUCAACGACUGAAUUUUCCGCCGACGGUUAUAAUAAUGAGGGCGGUGGUCCAGUGAGCAAAGGAGCUGCUCUGUCAUGUUACAUGGAUGGACGACCAUGUUGUUGGGCGAAUCUCCCGCCAACCCGA
Molecule: messenger RNA, 387 nt
Organism: Mesorhabditis belari
Lineage: Eukaryota; Metazoa; Nematoda; Chromadorea; Rhabditida; Rhabditidae
Source: the annotation of a GenBank genome assembly